Messenger RNA from Aspergillus affinis, 2577 nucleotides. RefSeq lists its product as uncharacterized. The record is from RefSeq and is a predicted model, not a curated record. NCBI's taxonomy places the organism in Eukaryota, Fungi, Ascomycota, Eurotiomycetes, Eurotiales, Aspergillaceae. The transcript is spliced from 3 exons. The coding region runs from base 1 to 2577 and encodes 858 amino acids.
AUGUCUAACCUCUUGCACAAGGUCAAGGAUGCCGUGACCGGUCAUCAUCACGGCAAGGAGUCCAAGGAUUCCAGCAAGCGUCAGCAAGGCGAUAGCUCGGUUACUGGCGCCUCUGGAUCGAACCCAAGCGCCGGUAACUACGGCUCAAAGGAACAUGCCUUCGGAACUGGUGAUGCCGGCCACCAGGGCCCGACUGAGUAUGGAUCUCAGCCGGCUGCCGGUCAGUACGGCUCCGGCACGGGCGACUAUGGAAGAUCCAAUCCCUCUGGAAGCCGUUCGGACACCGCGGACUAUGCUUCCCAACCUGGCGCCGGCAAUUAUAGACAAGGCUUUAGUGGCAGCGAACCGGGGGGCAGCAGCUACAACCCUCAGCCGGGCUCGGGUCAAUACCACGACGCCUCCAAACUGGGAUCCCAAAUGGAGCCGAAUCCUCGCCAUAUCGCCGGAGGUACGCAACAGCAGCGGACCCAAUGGCCCCUUUCAUCGAUUGGAGCAGCGCAGUUUAACGCCAACAGCCCCUCUUCCCAGGCCGGAUCUCCUCCUAUUGUGCUUGAUACUCCAAUCUGCCUGACUCCAACUGAACCCCCCCUAAAACUCAAUAGCUUUCAUCACGACAAGGUCCGCUCGCCCAGAGACUCUUCGUCUGUGCCUCAAAUAAGCGAAGGUCGAAGUGAACCAGUCACAAUGAGGAACAGCUUCUAUUCGAUGAGUAAGAGCCAGUCUGAGACACCCAACCCCUCUAUAAGUCAUACGGCGCAUAAUGAGCUAGGAGACUUUGGAGAACUCGCGUCAUCCAGACCAAUCGCCUUGAGUCAACUUUAUACGAAAGCAAACUCACGAACUAAAUCUGGCCGAGCCGUGAAGGCUUUCAUGGAACAGAUGGCUUCCGAAAGCAAACCAGAAGCACCUUCACUAGCCACAGGCUUGUGUGAAACUGGCCAGGACACAUAUGACACUCAGUUCCCAGUCGCUCAUCGCAUAAGCAACGGAAAGUAUAGCUUGGCUCCCUGCAGAGAAGAUCCGGUACCUUCUCGCAUCUUUUCACAGGAGCGUAGCUAUCAUUCGGCAGAAGAGAUCGGCGAACAGGAAUGGCAAAGAAGGGCAGAAGGGCAUCAUCAGCAGAACCCUCUCAACUACGCUGAGGACGUUGGCUCUUAUUACUUAUCGCGGUCCCAGGAACGCAGCUAUGUCUCUGAGAGCCCAUUCUUGAAGAAUAACAGCCAUCGCCUCUCAGAACAGGAUGUGUUGUCAGUGGAGGCGCAUCCCAUCGCCAAAGAAUCUUCUUUGAGUGCACAGCAGCUCAGGGCAGCCAGUCACAAUGUUAUGUCCCGAAGUGAACACGUUCCAGAAUCGUCGCUUCAUCUUUAUCGAGCUAGUUUUGAUCGGCCUGAAAACCAAUCCCCUUACGGCUCGGUGCGUCUUCAACGCUCUGCCUACGAGAGCGCCGGAUCUUGCGAGGCACCAUCGGCCGAGAAGUCACCACAGGAGCGCUAUAAGGAUUAUGCCGUCAUACGGUCAGGGACUAUGCCGACGGCCGUUCCGCAGGAGGAGUCUCUUUCAGACACAUAUAGGUGCUCCACGGAAUUUCGACCUCAUAAGUCCACAUCUCGGGCCCAGCUACCGACACGUGCCUUGGCUUCAAUUGCAUCGGGCACCGGGCUCUCAGGAGCAAGCGCCCUCGGGCUAUCAGAGAAAGAUAAAGCAAACGUAGAAGCUGCCCGGUUUCUCGAUAAAAAUACCCAAAUUCCUUUAUCGCGUAUCAAACAAACGGCACUCCCUGAUCCUUUCGUCGAACCAAAGGAGUCUCUGCCAUGCGAGACUUCGGGAUCGCGUGUUCAAUCUGAUGAUUUGGCCUUGCUUGCAGCUAAACUGGGCGAGUAUGCCAGUGACUCACACAGAAAGUUGUCAACAGACCGUCGCUCCCAUUCAGAACACGGGACAUUGCAAUCACUCUGCGAGUCGACAGUUACCGAAGUUCCACUGUUGAGAACGAUUACCCCCAUCGAGUACACCGGUGAUAAGCUGAAAAAGAACUAUGAUCAACCUCAUACGGGACUCCAAACCACAGACACGGGCAAAGUCUUGCAACCUCCUCCCGGGCUUCCCAAGCCAACCGUGAACCAUUUCAUAGCCGGAGAAUUGAUGUAUACAGAAAAUCCUAUUCUGACGGGAACCCGAGCUGACGAGACAACCGCUUGGUUUCACACAGACCCUCGAGGAGAGGAAUAUCUUCGCCAGCAAGUCGCCGUCAUUGCCCAAAACCACGCUGAAAGAAUCGAACGGCUCACGGGAGCCGAUGGCACCACCGCAAAGCAAAUGAACCUGCUUUUGGGGAACGUGAUUGUGAAUCUCCAUUCACACUUCUCAGAGUGUAACCAGAAUCAUUCGAUGAAUUUACCAGCUUUCGAGGGAGAAAAUACCUUUGACAGGGCUACUAGUUUCGCCAGACGGCGCAGUUAUUUCGAUCGAGACCCCUCCGUUAGCUAUUGGAGGUUUCCUCUAGGACGUGUCUUGUCUGACGGGAGCAGACAGUCGGAUAAAACCACAGGACUAGUGUCUCCAGGUUACAAGGCAUAG